UAGACAAAUAUUUUAUAUAAGGUAAUUGGUAGAAAAUUACAACACUUGGAGCACACCAAAGAAACCAAGGGAGAGAGUUUGGAAGAGGAGAGGGGGAUAUUCACGCUUAUGCUCGUGUUUAGCUGCCUUUCAUUGGUGUUCAAUCAAAAGCUUGCUUGGUACACAAUUGCCCAUAUAGCAGAUAGAUUCAAGGUUCGAUUUUGGUGAUACAACUGUUGUGAGUUCUGGAAUUUCAAGUUGUAGAUUGUUACUGUCUUGUGUGUUCACUAGCUGAAGCACUGAAGUAGAGAGUUUGAAGGGGGUAUUGCUACUGCAUUGCUUGUGGAAUUUGGAAAUGAGUCGCAGAGUACGGAGGAGAGUGUCAAAGAAAGGAAAUAGUAAAUCAGAUUUGCCGAGUUAUUCAGAGAUCAGUAAUGAGAAUAUAAGGUUACAGGAAAGAGGGGUUGUUGAUUGGACUAGAUUGCCUGAUGAUUCUGUAAUACAGUUGUUUUCGUGUUUGAAUUAUCGGGAUAGGGCUACUUUGGCAUCAACAUGCCGGACAUGGAGGGUUCUCGGAAAUUCACCUUGCUUGUGGGACACGUUGGAUCUUCGAACCCACAAAUGUGAUGCUACUACAGCAACUUUGCUUGCCGAUCGGUGUAGCAAUCUUCGUAAGCUUCGCUUUCGUGGUGCAGAAUCUGCCGAUGCGUUGAUAAAUCUCAAAGCCAGGGGAUUGCGGGAAAUCAAUGGUGAUUACUGCAGAAAAAUCACUGAUGCUACACUUUCCAUAAUAGCUGCUCGACAUGAGGUGCUUGAGUGCCUUCAACUUGGGCCGGAUUUCUGCGAAAGGAUCAGCAGCGAUGCAAUUAAAGCAAUCGCAGUUUGCUGCCCGAAAUUACAAAAACUUCGGCUUUCUGGAAUUAGGGAAGUUGAUGGCGAUGCUAUCAAUGCUUUGGCCAAGAACUGUCAGAACUUGACAGACAUUGGCUUAAUUGACUGCCUCAAUAUUGAUGUGAAGUCAUUGGGUAACAUUGUAUCAGUUCGUUUUCUAUCAGUUGCAGGGACUACAAACAUCGAAUGGCCUACAGCAUCUGAGCAUUGGUCUAAACUCCCAAAGUUAAGCGGUGUAGAUGUUUCGAGAACUGAUAUAACUCCUACAUCUGUCUUCAAACUUUUUUCAACCUCACAAAGCUUAAGGGUGAUGUGUGCUUUAAACUGUCCGGAUCUUGAGGACGACGCCAACUUUGUGGCUCAUAAAAGUAAUAAGGGUAAACUGUUAUUAGCCCUUUUUACUGACAUUUUUAAAUCUGUAGCUUCCCUAUUUGCCGAUACUACUGAGAAAGAGAGAAAUAUAUUCUCAGAAUGGAGGGAUUCUAAUAAUAAGGAUCGAAAUCUUAGUGAGGUAAUGACUUGGUUGGAAUGGGUCCUCUCCCACUCGCUUCUACGUAUUGCGGAGAGCAAUCCACAGGGUUUAGAUAAUUUUUGGCUUACCCAAGGAUCAGCACUAUUACUUGAUCUUACCCAGAGCUUGCAAGAGGAUGUACAAGAAAGGGCAGCUGCAGGCCUUGCAACUUUUGUGGUCAUAGAUGAUGAGAAUGCUAGUAUUGACGGUGGACGUGCUGAAGCUGUUAUGCGGGAUGGUGGCAUAAGUCUCUUAUUAAACCUUGCCAGAUCUUGGAGGGAGGGCCUCCAGUCGGAAGCAACAAAGGCAAUAGCUAAUUUGUCCGUAAAUGCUAAUGUUGCAAAAGCUGUAGCAGAAGAUGGAGGAAUUAAUAUUCUUACUAAUUUGGCGAGAUCUAUGAAUAGAUUGGUUGCCGAAGAGGCUGCAGGAGGACUUUGGAAUCUUUCUGUCGGUGAAGAGCAUAAGGGUGCUAUUGCCGAAGCUGGUGCUGUACAGGCAUUAGUUGAUCUAAUCUUCAAGUGGUCUGUUGGUGGUGACGGUGUUCUGGAACGUGCUGCUGGUGCUCUGGCAAAUUUGGCUGCCGAUGACAAAUGUAGCAUGGUUGUUGCUGCGGUAGGUGGUGUACAUGCUCUUGUAAAGCUUGCUUGUAGCUGCGAGUAUGAGGGAGUGCAAGAGCAGGCUGCUCGUGCAUUAGGUAAUUUAGCUGCUCAUGGAGAUAGCAACGGUAAUAAUGCUGCUGUUGGACAAGAGGCUGGAGCUCUUCAAGCACUUGUGCAGCUUACUCGUUCUCCUCAUGAUGGUGUCAGACAAGAAGCUGCUGGUGCGUUGUGGAAUUUGUCAUUUGAUGACAGAAAUCGAGAAGCCAUUGCAGCGACUGGUGGUGUUGAAGCCUUGGUUUCUCUUGCUCGUUCGUGUUCAAAUGCCUCUCCUGGUCUUCAGGAGAGGGCUGCUGGUGCUCUUUGGGGGUUAUCGGUUUCUGAAACUAAUAGCAUUGCUAUUGGGCGGGAAGGAGGUGUUGCACCACUUAUCGCACUGGCACGAUCCGAAGCCGAAGAUGUUCAUGAGACUGCUGCUGGAGCUCUUUGGAAUCUUGCUUUUAAUCCUGGCAAUGCUUUUCGGAUAGUGGAGGAUGGGGGAGUACCAGCUUUAGUUAACCUUUGUUCUUCGUCUGUAUCAAAAAUGGCAAGAUUCAUGGCUGCUUUGGCGCUGUCAUAUAUGUUUGAUGGAAGAAUGGAUGAGUUUGCGCUGGUUGGGACUUCCACAGAAAGCAGUUCAAAAAGUGUGAAUUUAGAGGGGGCUAGGAGAAUGGCGCUGAAAAAUAUUGAAGCUUUUAUACUUACAUUUACUGACCCACAAGCAUUUACUGCCGCAGCUGCCUCUUCAGCCCCUGCAGCAUUGACGCAAGUCACGGAGUUGUCCCGUAUUCAUGAGGCGGGUCAUCUGAGAUGCAGUGGAGCUGAAAUUGGAAGAUUUGUAAUUAUGCUUAGAAAUCCAUCUUCUGUGCUCAAGGCAUGUGCAGCAUUCGCCCUGCUCCAGUUUACCAUUCCGGGUGGCAGGCACGCACUACACCAUGUAUCCCUUCUACAGAAUACGGCUGCACCACGGGUUCUAAGAGCAGCAGCUGCAGCAGCUAAUGCACCUCUUGAAGCGAAAAUCUUUGCAAGGAUUGUACUCCGAAAUCUUGAGCACCAUCAAACAGAAACUUCGAUAUAGCUCUAUGAUCAGCUUCCCUAAUUCGCUUAUUUGUUUGAGGGUGUUAUCAAUGUCGUUGAAGCAGCAAAUUUAAAUGUUCGGUUAUGUGCGAGCAAUAUAAUCAAAAGUUAUAAUGUGAUAAAUGUAGAAUCUUUCUGUGUGGGCAGUCUGCUUGAUCAAAUUGUGAUCAGUGUAGAUCUGAUCCGCAACUUUCUUCUCAUUUCCUUCCCAUUCAUAUUAUUUGUUUGUACAAACAUAUUGGCACCAUAGAGUUACUUUGUGUGAAGGUUACAUUGAUAGUUUUGUUCUGUGGUUUACCGAGAAUUUGAGACCAAGUCUCCCAUAGAUAUGUUAUGAAACUAUUGUUGGAUUA
Messenger RNA from Daucus carota subsp. sativus, 3446 nucleotides. RefSeq names its product protein ARABIDILLO 1. Gene Ontology annotation, molecular function: protein binding. The record is from RefSeq and is a predicted model, not a curated record. The transcript has 14 exons. Bases 335 to 3094 code for a protein of 919 amino acids. Lineage: Eukaryota; Viridiplantae; Streptophyta; Magnoliopsida; Apiales; Apiaceae.